AUGGUGGUCUUUCAGUCGGAUAGACCGCGUAUCAACAUCCCCACGGAUAUCACAAUCUGGAAAUGGUUGUUCGACUCCCACUACUCUCCCUUGAACUCCAACAGCCCCGAUAAACUGGGCGCUUUCGUCAACGCCGCCACGAAGGAGAGUAUACGGUAUGACGCCCUCAAAGAAUACACGACAUAUGUUUCCACUGCUCUGGUGCGCAACUAUGGCCUUCAACCCGGGGAUACCGUUGCCCUCUUCAGUCCGAAUACGAUUUGGUAUCCAGUUGCGAUGUUAGCUGCUGUUCGUGCCGGGGGUAUAAUAUCGGGCGCCUCGCCAGCCUAUAACAUCGAAGAGAUGACUUAUGCCCUCAAAACUGGGAAAGCAAAAUUUCUCAUGACCGUCCCUUCCGGCAUGGAGGUUGCGGUCCCCGCUGCCCGGGAAGCCGGGAUCCCUCCCGAGCGGAUCUUUCUCCUUGAGGGUCAAAAGGGCGAGUAUCGAUCGGUCCAGGAUCUCGUCCAGAAGGGGAGAAAUUAUGGACCGGCUGGACAGACGACCCCUUUUGAGCUUCCUAGGGGGAAAACAAAUCGGGAUGUGUGUGGGUUUUUGAGUUUUAGCUCAGGCACCACGGGACUGCCGAAAGCCGUGAUGAUCGCCCAUCACAACGUCAUCGCGCAAUGCAUGCAAGUUGAUCAACUUUUGCGGAAGGAUGUAACGAAGUCGUUGGCUGUAUUGCCUUUAUUUCAUAUCACCGGGCUCGUUCACCAAAUGCACCUACCUGUAAUCCGGAAUAGCACCGUCUAUAUGCUCCCCUCCUUCACCAUGGAAUCCAUGCUGGCGACCAUAGUCGAAUAUCAAAUUACCGAGAUCCUCUCCGUACCUCCCAUCAUCAUCCGACUCCUCACCGACCCAGUUGUGUCCAAAUAUGACCUCUCGCAUGUGAAGACCUUUUCCUCCGGUGCAGCUCCUAUCUCCGGCGAGAUUCUCCAGAAACUGCAGGUCCGGUUCCCAUGGACAGGGUUUAAGCAGGGAUACGGGAUGACGGAGUCUUGCAGCUGUAUUACCGCCCAUCCACCUGAAAAGCAGACUUACGAGUAUGCGCAACGGGCCGGGAUCCUAGUUGCUAAUACCGAGGUAAAGAUUCUUGACACUCAGAAUGGGAAGGAAGUGGGGUAUGGUGAAGAGGGCGAAAUUCUAGCCCGGGGGCCUCAGGUGGUCAUGGGGUAUUUGGGGAAUGACAAAGCGACGCGGGAAACGUUUGAUUCCGAUGGGUGGUUGCAUACUGGGGAUGUGGGGUAUAUGGAUCAGGAGGGGUUCCUUGUGAUUACAGAUCGGAUCAAGGAAAUGAUUAAAGUAAAGGGAAUUGGGGUUUCGUCUGCUGAAUUGGAGGACUUGUUGCUUGGGCACCCUGAAGUGGAUGAUGCGGCGGUCACAUCGGUGCCCGAUGAUUAUUCGGGGGAGAAGCCGAAGGCGUAUGUGGUGGUCAAGGCUGGGGCAAAGGCUAGAUUGGCGACGGAAGAUGGUGUGCGACGUGUUGGGAAGGAGUUGAUUGAGUAUGUGAAGGCCAAGAAGGUGCGCCAUAAAUGGAUUGUCGAGGUGGAAUUUAUGGAUGAGAUUCCGAAGAGUGCGAGUGGGAAGAUCCUACGGCGAGUACUAAGAGAUCGGGAGAGGAAGAGGGAGAGUGGGGAGAAGAGGCUGGUCGUUCGGGAUGAGAAGACGACGGCUAAGUUGUAA
Aspergillus caelatus is the source of this 1719-nucleotide messenger RNA. Its product is annotated as acyl--CoA ligase. The coding region runs from base 1 to 1719 and encodes 572 amino acids. The transcript is spliced from 5 exons. NCBI's taxonomy places the organism in Eukaryota, Fungi, Ascomycota, Eurotiomycetes, Eurotiales, Aspergillaceae. Gene Ontology annotation, molecular function: CoA-ligase activity. The record is from RefSeq and is a predicted model, not a curated record.